AUGACAGGAACAGAAACGACAUUGCUUACAUCAGAAUCGGUUACAAAUCAGCCUACAAAAGAUACGUUAAUUGCAAUAGAAUCUACAGCAAAACAACCUUCAAAUGAAAUAGAAGCGGGAACACCGUUAUUGACAACUGAAUCAGCUACUAAACAACUAAUAAAGGAAAAACAGACAGAAACAAUAUUUAUUACCACAGAAUCACCAACAAAACAACCUUCAAAAGAAAUACAUGCAGAUACAACAUUACUUACGACAGAAUCGGUAGCAAAGCAACCGAUAAAAGAAACAGAAACAACAUUACUUACAACAAAGUGGACAACAAAACAACCUUCAAACGAAAUACUAGUAGAGUCGGCAACAACAUUACUGACGACAGAAUCAGAUACAAAACUGAUAUUGACAGAAACGCAGACAGAAACAAUAUUACUUACAACAGACUCGGUAUCAAAACAACAAAUGAAAGAAUCAACAACAGAAACAACAACACUUACGACAGGAUCAAAUACAAAUCUACCAAUUAAGGAAACCAGAACAGAAACAAUUUUACAGACAACAGAAUUUGAAACAAUACAAACUACAAAAGAAACACAGACAGAAAAUAAAUUAAGUACAACAGAAUCAGACAUGAAACGAUUGACAAUAGAACAAAAGUCAGAAACAACAAAACUGACAACAGACUCAAAUAUAAAUCAACAUUCAAAAGAAAUGACAUCAAACUAUUUGCUUAAAAUAGAAUCAGAGACAGAUUUAACCACAAUGAUCGACAAAACAAAACUAGCAUUAGAAACAACAACAGAGCAAUUGUCAAAAAUGACUGGUUCACAAAUAAACACAACAAUAACGCAACCAGUAAUAUGUGAAGAAGAAGAAUCAAACACAAGUACUGAGACAGGGUUUGAAUUUACAACAAAGGGGCAGAUGAUAUCAGGAUCAACUGAUCUAGAACAAAAGACAACACUAGCAUCGGAGGAAACAACAUCAAACACAUUAUUAUUAACACAGAAUUCAAUAAAAUCGAUCAAAAUAGAAUCAACAUCAAAAUCAAUUACAGAAUCUUCAACAUUGUCAGAAUCAACAUUGAGGAUUGAAAAUGAAACAACACAAAUGCCAACAGACUCAGACACAACAAGAAAAAUUGCAUCUUCACCAAUAACGCAAUCUGCAAUAAUAUCAGAAAAAGAAACAACAUCAGUGCUAACAGAGACAUCACUAUCAUCAAAGAAAGAGACAACACAGGAGAUCAUAUCCUCACCAACAACCGAAAAAUCAAUAGAGUCAGUCUCAUCAUUAAUGACAGAAUCAACAAAAGUGACAACAUCAUCUCCUAUGACUGAAUCAACAGCUGAGCCAACAUUGAUAUCAGGAAAAGAAACCACUCCAAUGCUAAAAGAGACAUCAACAUCAUCAAUGAUAGAGUCAGCAACAGAGACAGCGUCAUCGUUAACGACAGAAUCAACUACAGGAACAUCAUUAACGAAGACAGAAACAUCAUUAAUGUCAAAACCAACAAAGACAGACUCAACAAAUACACCGAAGGCAUUAUCAAUGAAUGAUUCCACAACAGAACCAAUAAGUUCACAUGUUAUAGUAUCUACAACUGAUACAGUGUCAUUGGCAAUGACACAAUCCACAACAGGUAUUGUAUCAUCCUCAAUAAAAGAAUCUACAAUUAAUACAAUGAGUAAAUCAACAACAAAAACAGUAUCAUUUCCAAUGACAGAAUCAGCAAAAGAAACAGUAUCACCAAUAAUUACAGAAUCUACACCAGACACAAAAACUUCAUCAAUGAAAGAAUCAACACAGGAUACAAUAAGCAAACGAGUAACAGAAGCCAUACUAAAUACAGUAUCAUUACCAAUGACAGAAUCUGCAAAAGAAACAGUAUCAUCAACAAUGACAGAAUCCACAUCAGACACAAAAACUUCAUCAAUUAAAGAAUCAACACAAGAUACAAUUACCUCAUCAGGAUUAAAAUCCAUGUCAAAUAUAUCCAGAAUCCCAGAGACAGCAUCAUCAACAAUGGAACAAUCCACACCAGAUACAAAAACUUCAAUAAAAACAACAACACAAGAUACAACUACCCUACUAAAAGAAUCAACAACCAAUACAGGUAUAGAACCAAAUACAGAAUCUUUCAAAGAGACAGCAUCAUUAACAAUGACAGAACCCUUAACAAACACAAUAUCACCAGCAAUGAAAGAAUCCAUAAAAGAUACAAUAACGACGAUACAAAAUCCAUCCAUGCCUGAUUCAACAAAAGGAACACCAACAAUAUCAGAACAUGAAACAACACCAUCAUCGCUAAAGACAGAAUCAACAGAAGAAACUAUAUCAUCACUGUUUACAGAAGAAUCUGUAGGAAUCUCGUCAGUAAUGUCAAAAUCAACAACAGAGACAGCAUCAUCAUCAUCAAUAAAAAAUUUAUCAAAUGUAACAGGUUCAUCAUCAAUAUCAGAAAACCUAACACAGACACAGACAGAAAGCUUACCAGUGACAGAAAAAGGAGAAACAUCAUUGACAAAAUUAACAACAAAUCAAGCAUUAGCAAUAAAAACGGAAUCGACAGUUGAGAAAUUGUCCUCAUCAGUGUCAGAAAAAAUAAAGGAGUCAACAGCACAUUUAAUAACACAUUCAACAAAGGGAACAGAAUUGUUAUCAAUGAGAGUAACAACAAUUUUAGGUUCAUCAGCUACAAAAACAAGAUCAACACCAUUGGCAUUAUCAACAGCAACAGCAGCACCUUCAAUGACAGGAUCAACACAAGGUGCAGAAUUGUCAUCAAUGACAGAAUCAACAAUCGUAUCAAAAUCAUUGUCAGCUACAAAAAGUGGAUCAACACAAUUGAAAGAAUCCACAACAGAUACAGUAUAUUUCCAAAAUACAGAAUCAAGAAUCGAGGAAGUGUCGCUACCAAUUAAAGAAUCAACAAUUAGGAUAGUAUCUUCAUUAAUAGAAGAUCCAACUACAAAAAGAGUAUCAUCACCAAUGAGAGAAACAAAAUCUGAGACAAUAUCAUCAAUAUCAGAGUCAACUUUAUUAUUUACAGAAGAAAACACUGCAUCAUCAAAGUCACCAUUACUUUCAAGAGAAACAUAUACAACAGGCAGUGAAACAGCCUCAACAACGGCGACAUCAAAGGACAAACCAACGAUACAUACGUCAACAUCAGGAGCAACAACGUUAUUGAAAAAAGAUGCCACGAUAUCAGCAAGAUCUGAAGCAGAAAUAACAAAAACAAUGAGAGUAACUACCACAGAUUUAGAAGAUGAUUCCUUCUCCUCUUUGCUUUCAACUGAUGCAACAGAAACCUCAAUAAAAGAAGAGCCAGCAAAAAGCUCAUCAAAAGACAUGUCUUCAAAAGUAACAUCAACAGAAAAAAUCUUAAUAGAAGUGUUGAAAGAAAAAUCAACAAAAGACACAAUAACAAAAGGGACAUUUUCCACAGGGAUACCAAAGGAGAUUCCAUCAACAGAGACAUUAACAGAAAUGUCCUCUAAAGGGUUGUCAACAGAGACUUCAUCAAAAGGGGCGACAAACGAACCAUCGUCAAGAGAAGUUACAGAGACAUCAUCAAUAGGGCAGGGAACAAAAACUUCAUCUCAGAGAGUCACCACAGAAGCAUCAUCAAUAGGGCUGUCAACAGAGAAUUCAAUAGGAUUGUCAACAGACACAUCUUCAGUAAGAUUGUCAACGGAGACAUCUUCAGUAGGAUAUUCUGUAGAAUUGUCAAAAGAGAAAUCAACAGUAGGAAUGUCAAAAGAAACUACCUCAGUAGGGUUUUCACAAGAAACAUUGUCAAUAGAGGAGUCAACAGAAACAUCAGUCAGAGCACCUAAAGACACAUCAUCAUAUGAUUUACCAACCGAGAUAGCAUCAACAACAGUAUCAACAAAGACAUUAAUAAGUGAACUGAUGGAGACAACAUCAAUAUGGCUGUCAAAAGAAACAUCACCGAAAGAGCUGGCUACAGAAACAUCAUCAACGAAAGUAUCAACAAACCCAUCAUCAAAAGAAGUUUUACCAGAUCCAUCAUCAACAGGAAUUUCAAUAGGGACAAAAUCAGAAGAAUUGCUGACAUUUACACCAUCAAUAAGAAAUGUAACAGACACAUCAUUGAUGGGUAUUUCAGCUCAAACAUUAACAGGGGUUUCAACACAAACAUUAUUUAAAGAACAGUUUACAGAGACAUCAUCAAAAGGGAUAUCAUUUGAUACAUUGUCGAUAGAAAAGUCAUCAGACACAUCAUCUAAAGGAAUGUCAACAGACACAUCAUUAAAUGGAAUUUGGACAGAAACAUCAACAAAAAUGUCCCAGGGAACAUCGUCAAUAGGGUUGUCAACAGAGAUGUCAACCGUAAGGCUAUCAAGAGGAGUUUCGUUAGAGAAAUCAUCAGAAGAAAUCUCGACAAAGCCAUCAUUAAUAGGGCCAACAAUAAAUACAUUAACAGCAGAUGAGUCCACAGGAACGUCAUUAAAUGGAGCGUCAUUAGAGACAUAUUCAAAAGGAGAAUCAACGGAACCAUCAUUAAUAGGUUUAGCAAUAGGAACACCAUCAGAGGCGGUGCUAAUGGAGACAUCAUCACAAACAUCAUCAAAAGAAGUAUUAUCAGAGACAUUUUUAGUAUUGUCACAAGAGACUUCAUCUAUAGGGCUGUCAACAGAGAAAUUUACAAAAGACGUGUCAAUGGAGACAUCAUCCGAAGGAAUGUCAACAGAGGCUUCAACAAAUGGUGUGUUAUCAGAGAUAUCAUCAAUAGAACAUUCGGCAGAAACAUCAAAAACAGAGUUAUCAACACAGACAGCUUCAUCAACUAGGAAUCCAAUAGACCAUUCAAUAAUAGUGCAGUCAACAGAGACCUCAACAACUGAAAAUCCAACAGAUAUAUCACCAAUAAAAGAAAUUACAGAGACACCCACAAGCAAUGUGUCUAAAGAGACAACACCAACAGGGAUGUCAACAGAGCCAUCAUCAUUAGGUUUAUCGAUAGGGAUAUCAUCAGAAGGAGUGUUUGUGGAGACAUCAUCAAUAGGAAAAGGAACAGAGACAUCAUCAAAAGGGGUUUCAACACAAACAUCAUCAAAACAAAUAUCAUCAGAGGCAUUAUCAAUAGAAGUGUCACCACAGACAUCGACAAUAAGUGUGUUGACAGAGAGAUUGUCAAAAGACGCGUCAUCAGAAAAACUAUUAAAGGAAGUGUCAGCAGUGACUUCAGCAAAGGGAGUUUCAACACAAAUAGGGAUGUUGACAGACACAUCAUCAGUUGGGAUAUCAAAAGAGAUCAUAUCAACAGGACCGUCAACUGUAACAUCAAUCUGGCCAUCAAAAGAGAUAUCAUCAAUAAGGUACUCAACACAAGCAUUAUCAAAAGAACUUUUAAAAGAAACAUCAUCAAUUGGAGUUGCGACAGAGGUGUCAUCAAUAGGAAUGCCAACAGAAGCAUCAACAAUAGAAGUUUCAACAGAGACAUCAUCAAGAGGAAAGUCGAUAGAGACUUCAUCAAAAGGAGAGUUUCCAGGGUCAUCAUCAAUAGGAGUGUCAACAGAAACACCAUCAAAAGAAAUGUCGACAGAAACUUCAUCAUUAGGAGUGCAGACAGAUGGAUCAUCAAUAGGAAAGUUGACAGAGACAUCAUCAAGAGGUGUGUUACUAGAGGCAUCAUCGAUAGAAAUGGUGACAGAAACGUCAUCAUUAGGAGUGGAGACAGAUGCAUCAUCAAUAGGUAAAUCGACAGGAGUGAUACUAGAGGCAUCAUCGAUAGGAAUGGUAACAGAGACGCCAUCAAAAGUAGUCUCGACAGAGACAUCAUCAGUAGGAAUGUCGAAGGAGAAGCCUUAUUUAGGAGUUUUAACAUGGGCUUCAUCAAUAGGAAUCUCGACAGAGGCAUCAUCGAGAGGGGUGUCACCAGGGACAUCAUCAAUAGGAGUGUCGACAGAGGAAUCGCCAAUAGAAGUGUCCACAGAUACAUAUUUUGGAGUGUCACCAGAGGCCUCAUCAAUAGGAGUGACAACAGUUUCAUCAUCAAUAGCAGUGUCGAACGAGACUUCAUCGGUAAGGUUGUCACCAAGGACAUCAUCAAAAGAAGUGACGACAGAGGCAUCUUUAAUAAAUACUUCGACAGAGGCAUCAUCAAUAGAAUCGUCGACAGAGGCAUCAUCAAGAACAGCAUCGGCAGACACAUCAUGGAAAGAAGUGUCAGCAGAUACAUCAUCUCAUCAAGUGUUGACAGAGAUGUCAUCAAUAGGAGCGUCCACAGAGGCAUCUUCGAUAGGAGAGCCGACAGAGGCAUCAUCAAUACACUUGUCAACAGAGACAUCAUCAGUAGAGAUAUUGACAAUGACCCCAUCAAGAGAAGAAUUAAUAGAGGCAUCGUCAGACCGAGUGUCGUCAGAGGCAUCAUCAUUAGGAGUGUCGACAGAGGAAACAUCAAUAGGAUUGUCGACAGAGGCAUCAUCGAUAGUAGUGUCGACAGAGGCAUCAUUAAAAGAAUUGUCGACAGAAACAUCAUCGAGAGGAACGUCAACAGGGAUAUCAUCUAUAGGGGUGUUGCCAGAGGUAUCAUCAAUAGAAGUGACGACAGAAACAUCAUCAACUGAUGUGUGGACGGAGAAGCCGUCAUUUGGAGUAUCGACAAAGGCAUUAUCAAUUGAAGUUUCUUCUGAGGCAUCAUCCACAGGAGUGGUGGGAGAGUCGUCCACUAAGGGAAUAUCGACAGACGCACCAUCAUUAGGAGUGUUGACAGACACACAAUCAAUAGGACUGUCGAUAAAGAUAUCAACAGUAGGAGUGCCGACAAAGACAUCAUCAGGGCUAUCAACAGAGAUAUCUUUUAAAGACGAUUCAACAGAGACUUCAUCAACAGGGGUGUCGACAAAGUCAUCAUUAAAAGGAAUAUCAACAUCAUCCAAUAGACUGUCAUCAGACACACCAUCAUUUGGGCUGUCAACAGACUCAGCAUCAAAAAAACUGUCUUCAGAAACAUCAUCAAAAGGUCUGUCAGCAGAUUCAUCAUUAGGUAUAUCAUCAGAGUCAUCAUCGAUAAGGUUGUCCGUAGAAACAUCACCAAUGGGUCUGUCAUCAGACACUUCAAUAAGGCUAUCAGAGGAGACAACAUCAAUAGGACUGUCUUCAGAGAAACCACCAAUAGGGUUGUUAUCAGAAACAUCGACAAAAGGACUAUCAAAAGAAACAUCAACAGCAAGCUUCCAAUUAGACAAUUUGUCAGUAAAACUGUCAACUGAGACUUCAGACGGGAUGUGGCUGUCAAAAGAGACGCCGUCAAAAGCGUUGUCAAGUGAAAGUUCAUCAAUAGGGCUAUCAACAGAUACAUCAUCAAUAGGACUGUCAUCAGACACAUCAUCAAAAGGGUUAUCUUCAGAGACAACAUCAAUAGGUCUGUUACCAGAUACAUCAUCUAUAGGGCUGUAUUUAGAGACAUCAACAAUAGGGUUGUCAAGACAUCAUCAAUAG
Messenger RNA from Saccostrea cuccullata (small rock oyster), 7470 nucleotides. Its product is annotated as mucin-2-like. Lineage: Eukaryota; Metazoa; Mollusca; Bivalvia; Ostreida; Ostreidae. The record is from RefSeq and is a predicted model, not a curated record. Bases 1 to 7470 code for a protein of 2489 amino acids. The transcript is spliced from 2 exons.